AUGGAAGAUUCUUCACCAAUCUCUUCUCCCCCACAAGAAGUGUACAUCUCACAAAAGCUGAAAGCUUUCAUGUCAGAACCACAAGGUAGCGCUGUGGUGGCUGCUCUCGAGACACAUUUUCAUUGUAUCAUCUCUGUCGUGAACGAUUUGCUCAUUGUGAAGUGCUCGACCACUGGAAUGCAAGCGGACGCCGUUCGCAUCGAGAACAUUCUGCGAGACAUGUGGCAAAAACGAGACGUUCAAAUCAUGAUCCGAGAAGCAGCGCUGAACGUCUCCUGCACCCACAUCUGUCAAAUGAUUCUUCCACGCGCUUACUGUGCCGUCGUGUUCUUCUUCUCCUCUGAUAUAACGAGAAGAUCAAGAUGUAACGACAUCAUCAUUGAUCACUUCAACGGGAAAGUCACGAUGUUCGGAGCUGAAUUAGCUGUGAACAAAGCCCGAGAGGUGAUGAUAGAGUGCCUGACGGAUCAUUUCGGCCUGCUAGAAAUCGAGAUACCAAUCGCGCGCCGGACUACUAGGAUGGGAUACAAUCUGACGCCUAGUCCGUUUAAUCCUGAAGCCCCACCUCCAGUCCUCAAUAACGUUUUCUCGAUUGGUGAACCAAACGCGAUUUUGACAUCGACACCACCUCUCUCCGUGUCUCAAAUCUUCGAUGAAGGUCGCAUGUCCUCCAAUUUCGAUAGACAGCUGCAACUAUUCCCCUCAGACUUUUCUGUCCCUCCACCCCAAUUGCCAUCAAUGCUUGAACCACCAGUGAUACUUCCUCCGGUACAAACGACUAAUAACGUUGAGAAAGUUAAACAAUGGAUUCCAACUACCGAAGUCGGUAAAAUUCUUGGGAAUCGUGCCGCGAUGAAGAAGCAAAUCGAAGGACAGUUCAAUUGUGUUAUUACUGUUCACACUGAAGUUUAUUCCCACUUUGGGAUGACAUCCGUGGAGAUUAUGGCGCAGAACAAAGAACAAUGCCACGGAGCUCGCAACGCCGUUCUUUCUCUGAUUCAAGCAUACCAGGAUAAACCUACGCCAGCCGCUACUCCCACUGAUUCUGGAAUCAACAGCCCAUCGUCUCCAAUGACAAUUGAAAGUCCAUCGGCGACUCCCGAGAAACGAAGCGGGGGACAAAGAACAUUUCACAGAAGCAGCUUUCGCGAUCAGCCAAAAGUGAUGCUCGCAUUGACUCCUCGGAAAGUAUCCCCCUCCAAUGAAUGA
Messenger RNA from Caenorhabditis briggsae, 1209 nucleotides. The record is from RefSeq and is a predicted model, not a curated record. Lineage: Eukaryota; Metazoa; Nematoda; Chromadorea; Rhabditida; Rhabditidae. The transcript has 7 exons. Gene Ontology annotation, molecular function: RNA binding. Bases 1 to 1209 code for a protein of 402 amino acids.